Molecule: messenger RNA, 1341 nt
Organism: Cladocopium goreaui
Lineage: Eukaryota; Dinophyceae; Suessiales; Symbiodiniaceae
Source: the annotation of a GenBank genome assembly
AUGCAGCGCCCUGGAUCACAUCCAGAUGUGACUCGGUUGUGCAAAAUACGGCAGAAGUCGGAUCGUCGGUCAGCAGAACCUGUGCUUAGCCGGUGCUGGAGUUCUUUUGCACAGACGUUGGCGGUUGCAGCGGAAGAGACGCAAAGCAAUAGAUACUAUGGGUUUAUUUUGCUGUCCACCGCAGUUCGCUCAUUUGAAGCUGGUGUAGUGGCAUCUAUGAUGCCGGCCAUUCGACAAGGCCUGCAGCUGACCUACACCAGUCAGGGCAAUGUUGCAGGUUCUCCAGACUAUGGAAUUGUUCCAAGCGGCCUUUUGGCCAUGGCAAUCUUCAAACGCUUUUCGCCCUUCUCUGUGUUGACCAUUGGUUACUUUGUGAUUUCUGCAGUUUCGCUUGCGUGCGCGCUGCUACCUAGCUUGCACACACUCGUUGCAGCUCGCGCUAUUGGUGGCUUGUGCUGGGGUCUUGCUGCUGUACACUACCCCACAUGGGUGAACAGGUAUGGGCCCACUGACAAGCGAACGCUGUGGAUGGCCGGAAUCAAUGCAAUGCUGCUGACAGGAAUUGUAAGCGGCUAUGUGAUUGGCGGCUUGGCCCGUGCCACGGGGAUUGCCACUUGGGAGACUCUAUAUCUAUUGGAAGCGUUGCUGAUGUUCUCUUGCGGCCUGUUGGGAAGCCGGUUUGACCCUGACGUGGUGCGGGUCGAGCAGUCAGAAGCAGCAGGUGCGAAAGAAGACGCAAAGGAGAAACAAUCAGGCGACCGGAAGUCAUUCAUUCCAAAAGAGCUUCGGGCCCUUGGAGGCUCAGGGCUGUUCCUGUGCACGCUGGCUGCUGGAUGUUUUCAAUCCGGUUCGGUCGGGUUCAUGUUAUACUUCAUAACCCAAGCCCUCGGCGCGGUUUUCCAUUGGUCGCCGCGGUCCAUCUACAUAGCCGUCAGUCUCGUCAUCACAGUUGGGCCUAUCGGUGGAAUCCUAUCUGGAGCUGCAUAUUUGAACCGUGUGGGAGGAUACCAAAACUAUCGCAAAGCCAAUGGGAUGACCGCUGUUUGCGCGAUUCUCAGCCUCUUGUGCGGGUGCUGUUUACCUUUCGCAGGUGGUUCGCCAUUGCUAUACGGCAUGGCCAACCUGGGUUUGCUGCUCUUCGGUGCAGCUCCUACUGCUGCCAUCAAUGGCAUUGCUGUGUCCUGCGUGCCAGAAGCCAAGCACUUUGCGAGUGCCACCCAGUUCGCCAUGCAAAAUUUGGCAAAGCUGCUCAUCCCUCUUCUGGGAGGAGUGGUGAUCGACCACCUGGGGCAUCUUGGUUCAAUUUGCGACAAAGCUUCGAUCUUUGUUCAUCUCAUGUGA